Molecule: messenger RNA, 1267 nt
Organism: Notechis scutatus (mainland tiger snake)
Lineage: Eukaryota; Metazoa; Chordata; Lepidosauria; Squamata; Elapidae
Source: RefSeq, a predicted model, not a curated record
AGAAAUGUCUCUCCUGAAUAAGCUGAUCCGGAAGUCUCUUGUGGAAUCGAGUUAUCACGUGGAAAUUCUACAGCGGGAUCCCAAAUCACCACUGUUUUCUGUAACCACCUUUGAAAAGCUGCAUUUAAAGCCGGAACUAUUGCAAGGUGUUUAUGGCAUGGGUUUUAACAGGCCAUCCAAGAUACAGGAAUCCGCAUUGCCAAUUAUGCUUGCUGAUCCACCUCAAAAUCUUAUAGCACAAAGUCAGUCAGGGACAGGCAAAACAGCUGCAUUUGUUCUGGCUAUGUUGAGCAGAACAGACCCAGAGAAGGAAUUUCCACAGUGCCUCUGUCUCUCUCCCACCUUUGAACUGGCUAUUCAAACUGGACGUGUUGUUGAGAAAAUGGGAAGAUUCUGUGUCAACAUAAAUGUUAAUUAUGCUGUUCGAGGCAACAGAGUUCCAAGGGGGACUUCAAUAAGAGAACAAAUAAUAAUUGGAACACCAGGGACCUUGCUAGAUUGGUGUUUUAAGCUAAAGCUUUUUAAUAUGAAGAAGAUCAGAGUGUAUGUGCUGGAUGAAGCAGAUGUCAUGAUUGAUAAACAGAAUUUCUUGGAUCAGAGUGUUCGUAUCCAGAGAGCUUUGUCUUCCGAUUGCCAGCUGCUUCUCUUCUCCGCAACCUUUGAGCAGCCUGUGCUAAGGUUUGCCCAGCGCAUCAUCCCUGAGCCCAACGUCAUUUCCCUCCGCCGAGAGGAGCUGACCCUCAGCAACAUCCGGCAGUAUUUCUUUGAGUGUGAGAACAAGGAAGACAAAUUCAGGGCCCUGUGCAACAUCUACGGCAGCAUCACCAUCGGCCAGGCCAUCAUUUUCUGCCAGACUCGCUACAAUGCUAAAUGGCUGUAUCACGCCCUAAGAAAUGACGGGCACCAGGUGUCCCUGCUGAUCGGGGAGCUGACAGUUGAACAGCGGGCAGAUGUGAUCCAGCAGUUCCGCGAUGGGAAAUUCAAAGUUCUCAUCACAACCAACAUCUGCGCCAGAGGCAUUGACGUGAUGCAGGUCACCAUCGUGGUCAACUUUACCUUGCCUACCACAGUGUUCCGGGGCCCUGACUUUGAGGCCUACCUCCACCGCAUCGGUCGAACAGGCCGGUUUGGGAAGAAGGGUCUGGCGUUCAACAUGGUGGAAAGGCAGAACUUGCCUCUCCUGCUGGAGAUCCAGAAUCACUUCAAGAUCUUGAUCCAGCGCCUUGAUCCAGAGGAUAUGGAAGCGCUAGAAAAAAUAGAAGACUGA